AUGUCGGUACCAUUCUUACCCGCCAUUGACCUGGCCCAAGGCCUCAAUGCCUCUACAGGACUUAGCGCCGCCAGCCUUGGUCACGUCGGCGCCGUCUACGCUGUCGCAACCCAACAGACCAUUGAUGCCGCCUUCGACCACCUCAAGCAGACUGCCACCCACUUCGGCACCUACUUUGACGUGACAAAGCUCGACUCAACCGACGACAUCCUGUCCUUGCUUGAUGCCGGUGCCGUCAAGGUCUUUGUUUCCAGCGAGCAACUGCAAAACAUCCAGAACAAGAACGUUGAUGCCUCACGGCUAGUCCUGUCGCUCGCCGGUGCUGGCAACUCAGCACUGGACGUGCUGCAAGGCAACGAGGUUGGAAUCUACCUUGCCGCCAUCGCCGACGUCACUGCUGUCGAGAGCUUGCUCGAGGCAUACGGAUCCAACAGACCACCCGUCUACGUUUCGCUCGCCCAGCCCACUCUCGAGAAGGCCCUCCAGAUCGCCCACAUCAACGCGACCCCCGUCAUUGCCGCCCAGCACCUCACUGUUGACCCUAAGAGCCAACCCGACCUCAUCCCCGCUGCCNCUCUUCUCCUCGCAAACGCUACUACCGACAGACCCGAUGGUCUUUUCACCACCCUUGUCACAGAUGAGCGCGGCGUCGCUCUUGGCCUUGUCUACAGCAGUGAAGAGAGCAUCUCUGAGAGUUUGCGCACCGGUCGUGGUGUCUUCUUCAGCAGAAAGCGUGGUCUGUGGUACAAGGGUGAGACCAGCGGAGAUAUUCAAGAGUUGAUCCGUAUCGAUAAGGACUGCGACGGUGAUGCUCUGCGUUUCAUCGUCCACCAAAAGGGCAGAGGCUUCUGUCACCUGGCAACUCCUACGUGUUUCGGCGACUACGCUGGUCUGUCGCGUCUCGAAAAGACCCUCUCGAGCCGCAAGCGCUCGGCUCCCGAGGGCUCCUACACCGCUCGCUUGUUCAACGACCCCAAGAUGCUGUCAGCAAAGAUCCUUGAGGAGGCACAAGAGCUGGUCGAUGCGACAGACAAGGACAACAUUGCUGCUGAAGCUGCCGACGUCAUCUAUUUUGCUCUGACCAAGUGCAUUGCCAACGACGUCUCUCUCGAGGAUAUUGAGCGCAACCUGGAUGCUAAGAACUUGAAGGUCAAGAGAAGAAAGGGUGACGCCAAGCCUCAAUUCGCUGAGAAGGUUGGCAUGCAAGUCAACGGAGACAAGGAGAUGGUCAAGGAGGCUGCUUCGGUGCCCAAGGCCAAGGAGGACCCGACAGGCACUGUCGACGGCAGAAUCAGCAUGCGUCGCUACUACACAACCAAGGAGACCAAGGACACCGUGCAGCAGGCUCUGCAGCGUCCCUCGCAAAAGUCGACUGACCGCAUCAUGGGCAUUGUCAACCCCAUCAUCGAGGGUGUCCGCAAGGGCGGUGACAAGGCUCUGCUCGAGUACACUCACAAGUUCGAAAAGGCCACUUCUCUCAGCACCACUGUUCUCAAGGCUCCCUUCNCCGAAAACCUCAUGCAAAUCGCUCCUGAGACCAAGGAGGCCAUCGACAUCUCAUACGAGAACAUUCGCAAGUUCCACGCCGCACAGGAGACUGAGGAUCUUCGUGUCGAGACCAUGCCUGGAGUUGUCUGCUCUCGCUUCGUUCGUCCUAUCGAGCGCGUCGGUUUAUAUGUUCCCGGUGGUACCGCCGUUCUUCCCUCGACAACUCUCAUGCUGGGUGUUCCUGCCAAAGUCGCAGGCUGCAAGAAGAUUGUCAUUGCCUCUCCUCCUCGUUCUGACGGCUCAAUUACUCCCGAAAUUGUCUAUGUCGCCCACAAGGUCGGCGCCGAAAGCAUCGUUCUGGCUGGUGGUGCUCAGGCUGUUGCUGCUAUGGCUUACGGUACCGAGUCGGUCACCAAGGUCGACAAGAUCCUUGGCCCUGGUAACCAGUUCGUCACUGCUGCCAAGAUGAUUGUUUCCAACGAUACCUCCGCCGGUGUCAGUAUCGAUAUGCCUGCUGGCCCCUCAGAGGUCAUGGUAAUUGCUGACAAGACUUCUAACCCUGCCUUCGUUGCUUCCGAUUUGCUAUCACAGGCCGAGCACGGUGUUGAUUCGCAGGUCGUACUCAUUGCCAUUGACAUGAGCGAGAAGGAGCUGCAGGCCGUCGAGGAUGAACUUCACAACCAAGCCAUGGCUCUGCCCCGCGUUGACAUUGUUCGUGGCGCCAUUGCUCACAGUCUGACGCUGGUCGUCAAGACUCGUGAGGAGGCUAUGGAGUUGAGCAACUACUACGCUCCCGAGCACUUGAUUCUGCAAGUCGAGGAUGCUGAGGCCUACACCGAGACCGUCGAGAACGCCGGUUCCGUCUUCAUUGGCCCCUGGACUCCUGAGUCAGUUGGCGACUACUCUGCUGGUGUCAACCACUCUCUGCCCCAAGGUCUGCGCAACGUCGGCAAGGCAGUCAUGCAACUCGCCAAGGUCGAGCAACUCGAGGCCCACAGACGCGCCGUCGAGAUCCGCAUGCAGCACAUGGACAAGCAGUAG
Molecule: messenger RNA, 2529 nt
Organism: Aureobasidium vineae
Lineage: Eukaryota; Fungi; Ascomycota; Dothideomycetes; Dothideales; Saccotheciaceae
Source: the annotation of a GenBank genome assembly